AUGCGUCAAUUGGCAGUGUUAGUCGGCAAAGCCCUCCAAUUUAAAGAGCCUGUUUUAUUGGUAGGUGAAACAGGUGGCGGGAAGACCACAGUUUGCCAGUUGAUAGCUGAUUAUAAUGGACAAGAGUUGGUAACUGUCAACUGUCACAUGCAUACAGAAAGUGGCGAUUUCAUUGGAGGUUUGAGACCUGUUCGGGACCAUUCGGCUGAAGAUGCUACCAAAUUAUUUGAAUGGUCAGACGGUCCUUUGGUCAAAGCAAUGCUUCAAGGAAACCUAUUUCUAGCAGAUGAAAUAUCAUUAGCGGAUGACAGUGUUCUAGAACGCCUGAACUCUUUGCUAGAGCCUGAAAGGACACUUUUGGUAGCAGAAAAAUCCGUUGAUCUGUACAACACUGAAUCGUCUGAAACGGUAGUUGCCCACGAGAAUUUCCAUUUUAUCGAACUGUCGCCUGCUCUUAGAAAUAGGUUCACAGAGAUCUGGUGUGAACCAUGCAGUAGAACAGAAGAUCUAAUAGCUGUAGCUGAGAAGAAUCUUAAGCAAGGCUUGGAUUUGGGGAACCAAGAAGAUGGUUCUACGGGAAUCGGGAAGAGGAUUGUAGAAUUUGUGGAGUGGUUUAGAAAAAAUGAAGUUGGAAAAAGAUUUACAGUUAGCAUUAGAGAUAUUUUGACCUGGGUAAAUUUCAUCAAUCAGUGCGCCAAUAAAAUAGAUGUCACUGAAGCUUACGUUCAUGGUGCUAGCCUGACAUUCUUGGAUAGUUUGGGCUCAGGCGUAACUAGUACUGAAAGCUCAAAGGACUUGGAAGCUUUUAGAUCCAGCUGUAUAAGUUUUCUUCUAGACCAAGUUCGACACCUUUCCCCAACCGUAACACACCAAAUGGACAAAUUAAAGGUCGAGAAGACAAUAGACUCAUUUGGAAUCAAACCAUUUUUCAUUAAGUCGUUAUCAUCAAAAAACGACGAUGUCGAUUUUGUGUUCAACGCAUCUACAACGGUUUAUAAUACAAUGAGGUUAUUGAGGGGGAUGCAGUUGAGUAAAGCUAUUUUGUUGGAAGGCAGUCCAGGAGUGGGAAAGACCAGUUUAGUGGCUGCGUUGGCAAAAUGUACCGGACAUGAGCUGUUUAGGGUGAAUCUUUCUGAUCAAACAGAUAUUUCUGAUCUGUUUGGUGCUGACCUGCCAGUGGAAGGAGGUAGUGGAGGUCAGUUCUCUUGGAGAGAUGGCCCUCUGCUUCAGGCUUUGAAGAACGGUAGCUGGAUUCUGCUCGAUGAAUUGAACCUGGCAUCUCAGUCAGUAUUGGAAGGCUUAAAUGCUUGCUUGGAUCAUAGAGGGGAAAUCUAUAUACCCGAGUUGGACAAAACGUUUCACAUAAAACCAGAAAGUACUAUGCUUCUGAUCUACGGCGACCGAAUGCGUUGUCAAACGGACAAAGACCGAGUCGCGGACAUUUUCGAAUCGUGUUUCGGAAGGCGACCGCGCGGUUUCGCGAUAGUACCGUACGUGACAAAUGACAGAGUGCAUUUAGGUGACGUCAGUGUCGCGCGCGGUAAAGGGGGCGUGAACGAACACGUGUUGCGACAGGACAAGAGUUGCUUGGUGUUGAGGGGUCAGCUGGGUGUGCUGAGGAGUUUGGCGUAUUGUACCGGCAGCUCCGGCAGCGGGAAAAGCACGGCGGUGAAAACUUUGGCUAAUCUCAGCGGGAAACCUCUCAGAACUUUGCCGGUUUCCUCUGCGAUGGAUACGGCAGACCUGCUAGGCGGAUUUGAACAGGUAUUUCGUCUAGUGGAGAUACGCGAAACGGAAAGCGAACCACUGGAUUUGGUCAUUUGA
Messenger RNA from Acanthoscelides obtectus, 1824 nucleotides. The record is from the annotation of a GenBank genome assembly. Lineage: Eukaryota; Metazoa; Arthropoda; Insecta; Coleoptera; Chrysomelidae.